Messenger RNA from Tetrahymena thermophila SB210, 2883 nucleotides. RefSeq names its product cyclic nucleotide-binding domain protein. NCBI's taxonomy places the organism in Eukaryota, Ciliophora, Oligohymenophorea, Hymenostomatida, Tetrahymenidae. Gene Ontology annotation, biological process: potassium ion transmembrane transport; regulation of membrane potential. Gene Ontology annotation, molecular function: voltage-gated potassium channel activity. The record is from RefSeq and is a predicted model, not a curated record. The transcript is spliced from 5 exons.
AUGGAGUUAUAAUUAGAGAUAGAAAAGUCAUCUUUAAAUCAAAUCUAAGAAAUUUUUUAUUUAUUUAUUUUGGUAUUUUAUUCUAUUGCCUAAAGUUAUAAUGGCAGUUUAAAGAUUUUACGUUACUUAGAUUACAUUACAUUUAUAAAAUAUUUGGAUAUUCCCUAAAAAGUUACUGAAUUUGAGACUAAAUUGUAAUUAAAUGAUUCUAUUAAGAAUUGGAUGAAGCUGCUUAAGUUAGAAAUCACAGUCCUAAUUUUAGUUCAUGUUGCUUGCUGCAUAUUCUUAGACAUUGGAUAAUUUGAAUCAUAGCAAAAUUAAGAUAGCUGGUUGAAUAAAUUUGAUUUAGACAACUCUUCAAUCUAAUAAUAAUACUUUUCUUCUCUUUACUUUAUGGUAAUAACUAUCUGCACUAUUGGGUAUGGAGAUAUUUCGCCUUACACUUUUAAUGAAAGACUAUUUAUAAUAAUUAUUGCUAUUCUUUCAACUAAUGUUACUGCAUAUACUUUCUCUCAAAUUAGUGAAAUAGUAAAAUUUGAAGACAAUAAAAAUGAAAGUUUUAAUAAACUCAUGACUGGAAUAAAUUAUUAAAUGAAGGUUGGAGGAUUAAGCAUGAAAUUACAGUAAAAAGUGAGGAAAUUUUAUUAAUAUUUUCAUAUUUAAAGCUAAAACUCUCAGAAUUUUGCUAAUUAGUUUAUGAAUUAAUUACCUUAGAAUUUGUAAGAGGAGGUUUUAUUAGAUUUAAAUAAAGAAAGUAUAAACUCAAUUUAUCUUUUUAAAAGUCUUUCAAAUAAAUGCUAACAAAAAAUAUCAUUACAAAUCAAAUAAAAGUAACUCAUGCCAGGAGAAAUAAUAUUGCAUGAAAAGGAAUUAAACAACUCACUUUAUUUUGUAAAUGAUGGAAAUCUAGAAAUAUACAGCACUUUAAUUAUUAAUGAAAAAGAUGAUUCCUUAGGUACUAAAUUUUAGUAGUUGCAAAAAAAAGAUGUUUUUGGGUAUGAAGGAUUUUUACUUGGAGAAGCAAGCUCUUACAGCGUUAAAUCAUCUGGAUCUUCUAUUGUAUCAUUUAUAGAAAAACAAGUUUUCUUAGAGAUUUUAAAUCAGUUCCCAACUGAUUAUGAAAAAUUUUUAUUCAUAAAAGAUCAAACUGUUUAUGGAAGUGUGAAUACAAACGUUUACAAAUUAAAAUGCAUUUCAUGUGGUAUGACAGACCAUUAAUUAUCUAAGUGUCCUUACAUAAGUUUAUCAAUAAAAUACAAACCACAUAAGUAAGUCAAUGAAAGAAGUCCUUAUGUUAGAAAAAGGUACAGAUUUAGCAGUCUUCUGAAAAAAAUUUAAUUUAUUUAAGAGUCUGCUAUGGAAGCCUAAGCUAAUAAUGAUCAAGCUUUGAUAAUAGAGGCUCUAAAUUUACUCUAAAGUUCUGUUAUCAAGAAGUCAGAAAAGGAAGAAGAUAUUGAUUAAUCUGCUUCUUCUCUAUCUUUAUCAGUCUAAAUUAAUAGGCACACCAUAUAAAACUUGGACGAUCUUUAUCCCUCACUAAAAGAUGAAACUUAAUUAAAAAGAAUAUAGAGUGGGGUUAGCUUGAACCAUGAAAACUUUAGCCGAAACUCAAGUAAGAACAUUAAGAGUAAUGAAAAUUGUUCUUUUAUAAAUAGAGAUUCAAAGGUAAUCUCUUACAAAAAAGAGAGAGCCAACGAGUUUGAUAGCCAUCCAUUUAUAGUUUAGUAAUCAUAGUAACAGCAGCAUUAUUCUAUCUUUCACUCAGAGAGCUAAAUUAACUCCAACGAAGAGUAAAAAGAGGAAAAUUCAUAAAAAUUAGAAAGUCAAAAGAGCAUAAAUCAUGGCGAUUAAUAAUAACUGAUUAAAUAAAAUAUGGUCAGAGAUGUAAAAAGUAGAACAUCUUCAUUUCACUAUAAUAAAAAUAGUGAGCUAUCUCCAUAAAGAGAUAAAGCUCAUUUUGAUAGGAAUCUAUCGACUAAUGAUGAUAUAAACACUAGCCAAAAAACCUCCUUACAUCAAAUUUUGAAAAUAAAUAAUUCUCAAAAUAAGUAAGCAAUAAAUAAGGAUUUUCAAGAAACUGAAUUAAGUAUAAUCAGGCAAACCUUUGAAGAGAGACAAAAAAAAUCUAAACAAGAGUACAAAUAAUUUUAAAGAGAACUGAGUCAAAAAAUUAAAUUAUAAAAUACCCCAUCUUUAGAGGAUAUCUUGAGUAAUAGCAAUAAGCUCUAAAGAGUUGUUAAAAGUCUGGAAAAACAGAAAUCAAAUUAAAAUUCUCAAGAAGAAAAUCUUUCUGAAAAAGGAUUCUUUAGAAUAUUUUCAUUAGCUGCUUAAGGAAAAUUUAACAAUCGAAAAAAAUCUGUAACUGUGGAUAAUUUAACAAUGAAAGAAAAUAAUGAUAUUCCAAUUUAACACUCAAAAUAAUCUUUAAAUGCUUCUACUCAAAAUACAAUAUAAAACUAUGAAAUUCUCAAUAACAAGGUUCUAAAUAAUGUAAUUGAAAAUUUUUAGAACACAUUAACCAAAAAAAAAGUUUAAGAACCUUAGAUAAACUCAACUGAAUACUAAAUAAGAUGCAAGUACGAUCUUCAAGAUAUAGAUAUGCUGCUUGUAAGAAAGCAAUAUAUUUUAAUGCAAUAAAAGAAUUUGAUAUCAGACUACAUAUAAGUUCCAGAUAACGAAAUUUGCAUAGAUUCUCUUCAUAAUUAUCUCUAUUAUUAUAGAGCUUACAACGCUAAUAAUAUUAUCUUUAAAUACAAUUAAAAAUAAUUUUUUAAAGGCAAAACUUCGCUUUCUAAUAAAAAAAGAACAACAACAUAAAAAAAAAGACAGUCAAAAUAUCUAUAUUCUUAAAUUUAAAAGUUGAAUUUCUAAAUCAAAUUGUGA